AUGGAGAUUUCAUUUCAGAGGAGUGCUUGGUGUUGGGUGAGGGUUGUUGCCGUGGAUGGGAAGGGUGGGGUUUUGGAGACUAGCACUGAGGUCGAUGCACCCGAUACGGAAGAAGUGAUCGAAGUAGAAACGGAGGCUGAAAAGCCAUUAAUGCCAUCAAGAUCCGCAUUGGACUUAAUAGCAAUAGCUGGAUUUGCAUUUGGAAUGUUGGAGUUUUGGAGAAGGAAUGAUUCGAAACGGAUAUUUUCUAAUUUGGGGUAUAGUAAACUUCCAGUUGGGAACGAAGAAUAG
Molecule: messenger RNA, 291 nt
Organism: Sclerotinia borealis F-4128
Lineage: Eukaryota; Fungi; Ascomycota; Leotiomycetes; Helotiales; Sclerotiniaceae
Source: the annotation of a GenBank genome assembly